AAUAAUAAUUAUUUUUGUACUAUUUUCCUGAAACCUAAUGGAUGAAACGUUUUGUUUAUUGAGAAGGCAUCUCAUUCAUUUUCAUCACUCCACUAAAGGUUCAUUUUCAAGAAUUUCGAAAGGGUCAUUGAGAAAUCGAGAAUCUUUGCAUUGCUUUAAUUCAUUACCUCUAUUCACUGUGAAUGAUUUAACCCGAAUGAAUUGGCUGAAAAAGAAGUUGAUUGGUAAAAGAUUAGUAGUAUCUAAGAUGGCUGGAUAUGAAGGGAUAGCGACAAGUUCUGAGGUGAAAUCGGGUAAAAUGAUAUUCGAGCCAAUUCUAGAGGAAGGAGUUUUUCGUUUUGAUUGUUCUGCCGAUAGUAGAAAUACAGCGUUCCCGAGCAUUUCUUUUAAGAAUUCGAAAGAGAGGGAGACGCCAAUUAUGAAUGUUCAUAAAAUUCCAACGUACAAUCCCACAUUUGAAUGUGUUAUGGGACAACAGAUAGUCAGUAUUGAGUUCCCGUCUGGUACCUCCUUUUAUGGAACUGGAGAAGUUAGUGGGCAGCUGGAGCGAACAGGGAAGAGAAUUUUUACUUGGAAUACUGACGCAUGGGGCUAUGGCACGGGAACAACUUCCUUGUAUCAAUCCCAUCCUUGGGUUCUAGCGGUUCUCCCUGAUGGAGAAGCAUUAGGGGUUCUUGCAGAUACUACACAACGAUGUGAGAUUGACUUGAGGACGGAAUCAAAUAUAAAGAUCAUUGCUCCAUUAUCAUAUCCUUUGAUCACGUUUGGUCCGUUUGCUGCACCAACGGAUGUUCUUAUGUCUUUCGCCCGGGCUGUUGGUACUGUUUUUAUGCCCCCAAAAUGGUCGCUAGGCUAUCAUCAAUGUCGUUGGAGCUAUGCUUCUGAUGCGCGAGUUCGUGAGAUUGCAAGGACAUUUCGUGAAAAAAAUAUACCUUGUGAUGUCAUAUGGAUGGACAUAGAUUACAUGGAUGGUUUUCGUUGUUUCACUUUUGACCAGGAGCGGUUCUCGGAUCCAAAGUCUCUUGCAGAUGAUCUUCAUAAAAAUGGUUUCAAAGCAAUCUGGAUGCUUGACCCUGGGAUCAAAUAUGAAAAGGGCUAUUUUGUUUAUGAUAGUGGUUCUGAAAGAGAUAUCUGGAUUCAAACUCCUGAUCGGAAGCCGUUUAUAGGGGAGGUGUGGCCUGGGCCUUGUGUAUUUCCUGACUUCACGAAAUCAGAAGCCCGUUCAUGGUGGGCUAAUCUUGUCAAGGACUUUGUUGAUAACUGUGUUGAUGGUAUAUGGAAUGAUAUGAAUGAACCGGCUGUUUUCAAGACUGUAACGAAGACAAUGCCUGAGAGCAAUAUUCAUAGAGGAGAUCCAGAGCUCGGAGGCUGUCAGAACCAUUCACACUAUCACAAUGUUUAUGGUAUGCUGAUGGCAAGAUCAACAUAUGAAGGCAUGAAACUAUCCGGUGAACAAAAACGUCCAUUUGUUCUUACUCGAGCUGGAUAUGUUGGUAGCCAAAGGUAUGCUGCUACGUGGACAGGGGAUAAUCUUUCUACUUGGGAGCACCUUCACAUGAGUAUAUCUAUGGUUCUUCAACUGGGGCUUAGUGGGCAGCCACUUUCAGGGCCAGAUAUUGGUGGAUUUGCUGGGAAUGCGACACCAAAGCUGUUUGGAAGGUGGAUGGGUGUGGGUGCUAUGUUUCCUUUUUGUCGUGGGCAUUCUGAAACUGAUACCAUUGAUCACGAACCUUGGUCUUUCGGAGAAGAGUGUGAAGAAGUUUGUCGAUUGGCAUUAAGGAGGCGUUAUCGGCUUUUACCUCACAUGUAUACUCUGUUUUACUUGGCACAUACGUUGGGUAUCCCAGUGGCAACUCCCACCUUUUUUGCUGAUCCCAAAGAUUUCGAGUUAAGAAUGCAUGAAAAUUCAUUCUUGUUGGGACCACUUCUCGUAUACACAAGCACCAGGCAUGAUGAAGAGUUACAUGAAAUGCAGCACAAGUUGCCUAAAGGAAUCUGGUUAAGUUUUGAUUUUGAAGAUUCUCAUCCGGAUUUGCCGUCAUUGUACUUGAAAGGAGGAUCCAUCAUUCCUUUGGCUCCUCCUCAUCAACAUGUUGGUGAAGCUAAUCGUACAGAUGAUGUAACUCUGCUGGUGGCUUUGGAUGAACAUGGUAAAGCUGAGGGUUUUCUCUAUGAAGAUGAUGGUGAUGGAUAUGAAUAUCUUAAAGGAGGAUACCUGUUGACAACAUAUGUUGCUGAACUUCAGCAUUCCACGAUCACCUUAAGGGUUUCGAAAACUGAAGGAUCUUGGGAUAGACCAAAGCGCCGCUUACACGUGAAAUUACUGAUUUGCCUUGGCACUGUGCUUGAUGCAUGGGGUACUGAUGGGGAGACUGUGCAAAUCGAAUUUAUACGUAACACAAUAAUGUUAAUUGCAGAAAGUGCUAAGCGUAUUCCAGACUUGGAUAAUGUUUCUGGACACAAAGGAACUGAACUAUCACGGACUCCUGUCGAAAUAAAAAGUGGGGUUUGGGCUCUGAAAGUAGUUCCAUGGAUAGGAGGUAGAAUUAUUUCCAUGGAGCACCUACCUUCAGGAACUCAAUGGCUUCACAGCCGGGUGGAUGUUAACGGUUAUGAAGAAUAUAGUGGAGUGGAGUAUCGAUCUGCUGGGUGCUUCGAGGCUUAUUCUGUUAUCGAUCGAAAUCUGGAGCAGGCUGGUGAAACAGAAUCCCUUGAGUUAGAAGGUGAUAUCGGAGGUGGAUUAGUUCUUGAGCGGAAAAUAUCUUUUCCAGAAAAUGACCCAAAGCUUUUCCAAAUUGAUUCUGGCAUCAUAGCUCGUAAAGUUGGUGCUGGUUCUGGUGGAUUUUCAAGGCUUGUGUGCUUGCGAGUGCAUCCAAUGUUCAAUUUGUUACACCCUACUGAAUCGUACGUGUCAUUUACCUCCAUCAAUGGUUUCAAGCAUGAGAUUUGGCCAGAAGCUGGUGAGCAGUUUUUCGAAGGGGAGCUUCGACCAAAUGGUGAAUGGAUGCUGGUUGAUAAAUGCCUUGGUCUCGCCUUAGUCAAUCGGUUCGAUAUCAGUCAGACAUACAAGUGUCUUGUACAUUGGGGAACAGGGACAGUGAAUUUGGAGCUUUGGUCAGAAAGCAGACCCGUCUCAAAGGAAUCUCCACUAAGAAUAUCUCAUGGAUACGAGGUAAGAGGAAUGUCAUAAAACAUUUUAAUCACAAGAUCGCUGAAACAUGUAUGGACCAGGGAGGAUGGAAGCACCAUGAUCUGCAUUGUUCUUUUACUCACAGUUCAGAACUUUUGCUUGUAAGUAGAUCAGUUAGAACUUCAUAUAAGUUAAUAAUGGCUUUUAUACUAAGCCACUGCAAUAAAUGGGCAUGAAGACAAAAUGCCCUUGACGUAAAAGAGACUGCAUCUUGUGGACACAACAGUCAUUUAUAUGAUAUGUUCUUUAUCAAUAAGAGUCAGAUAUGUAUUAUCCCAAUGUCAAUAAUUGUCCUGCGAUCUCUCUAAAGCAUGUAAUAUGACUCUGUCGAUAUAAUUGGCAGUAA
Olea europaea var. sylvestris is the source of this 3536-nucleotide messenger RNA. RefSeq names its product alpha-glucosidase 2-like. Gene Ontology annotation, molecular function: carbohydrate binding; hydrolase activity, hydrolyzing O-glycosyl compounds. Lineage: Eukaryota; Viridiplantae; Streptophyta; Magnoliopsida; Lamiales; Oleaceae. Bases 38 to 3190 code for a protein of 1050 amino acids. The record is from RefSeq and is a predicted model, not a curated record. Gene Ontology annotation, biological process: carbohydrate metabolic process. The transcript is spliced from 23 exons.